AUGUUUCAAUCUCCUCAGACGAUUGAUGCUGGAAACCCUGAGAAUCUUCAAGGUCAGGCAUAUGCUCAGGAUGUUUCUCGACCAAUCAGUCAGGUCAUUGUUCCAAAUGCUAGUCCGGCUAGGCCAACAGACUAUCAGAUGCUAGAGGAUAGAAUCAAGGCUAUAGAGGGUUUCUCAGCUUUCGAUAUGGAUGCCAGAGACUUGUGUUUGGGGUUUCAAAUGUGGUGCUCCCUUAAAAAUUCAAGGGGUUCCUUGGACUUGUACAUGAGUUUGGAGCGUGCCAAAAUCAGGCCGUGGAGAGAUUUAUCUGAAGCAUUCCGAAAAAAGUAUAAGUAUAAUUUGGAUAUGGCUCUGACUAGAUUGCAUUUGCAGAAUCAAUCUCAAGAGUCCAGCGAAACAUUCAAAGAGUACGCUCAGAGGUGGCGUGAAAUGGCUUAUCGGGGGUUGUAUUUUGAGAAAAUGAUUGGUAGUUCCUCAUCCAAUUUUGCAUAUAUUGCGACUAUCGGGGAAAGAAUUGAGAAUGGGGUUAAAUCUGGAAAAAAUACGGGUACUGUUUCUCAGUCGGCUGUGAAUAAGAAACCACAAGGUAUCUUUAAGAAGAAGAAGGAAGGUGAGUAUCAGCAACCUCCUUUCCAGUAUCAACCGCAAAAUCAUAAUCAACAACCCGCACCGACUCAGCCUGCUCAAACUCAACAAAAUGCUUAUGAUAAUAGGGGUCAAGGUCAAGGCCAAAAUUAUCGAAAUAACUAUGGUAAACGUCCUCAGAUUGAUAAAAUCCUUGUACCGUAUGCUCAAUUGGUGCCUUAUCUAAUUCAUGUGGGGGAUCUUGUACCAAAGGAAAUUCCUCAGGCCAUCCCUCCUUAUCAUCCCAAGCAUUACCCUAACGCCUCUUGCGCCUACCACACUGGGUAUAUUGGACAUUCAACUAAAGAUUGUUGGUCUCUCAAGAAUAAAAUUCAAGAGCUGAUGAAUCAGAAGAUUCUGUCUUUUUCAGAAGAAAAACCUAAUGUAAAGACAAAUGCUCUUCCAAACCAUAACGGGUCAGCGGUCAACGCAGUGAUUGAUGAGGAUACUGCAAAAUCUGUCAGAAGGGUCAUUAAUGUAAAAACUCCAAUGUCCGUGGUUGUGAAAAAGCUUAAAGAGCAUAGGUUUCUGAAUGGUAUUCAUAAUAAUUCUGUUGUGUGUGAAUCAGAUUCUGAUUAUUGUGAUAUUUUAAAGGGUUGUGUUCAAAACUUGAUGAAUCAGGGGUUGGUACAGUUCUCAAGAUCAAGAGUGGUUGAAGAGAUUGAUGUUAUCGAACCAAUAACCAUAAUAUACAAAAAAAAGAAGAUCGAAGCUCCUCCCAAGAGGAUUCAGCCUAUCCAUAUUCGUGUCCCUGGAGGCAUGACUCGCAAUGGCCGUGUAUUCUCUCCAAAAUACACUUCUAGGGUGUCUCAAUCACCCAUAGUUGUCCCUCAUAAGGAGAAAGUUAUUCAUAUUCCUCCUUUGCAGGCAGAGGCAUUUGUACCCGCCACUCUAAUUGUGACGAUUGUUCCAGCUGUAACAAAGGUUAUUCCAGAUAAGAAUGCAAAAUCUGAAAUUUCCAAAGGAAAAUGGUUGAUAAAUGAAGAUGAGCAGGUUGAAGGUCACAAGAAAGGUAUCUUUGUUGAGGAAGGCCAAGAAUUCCUCAAAUUGAUCAAAAAGAGUGACUUCAAAAUUAUUGAUCGGAUAGGUCAAACUCCCUCCAAAAUCUCUAUAUUUUCUUUACUUCUGAGUUCUAAGGCUCACCGUAAGGCAUUGUUGAAAGUCCUGAAUGUUGCUCACGUGAUGCAGGACAUCAUAGUCGAUCAAUUUGACAACAUGGUUGCAAAUAUCACUGCCAUCAGGUUAAAAUUCAUGAUUGAUGACAAAUUGGUUAUAGUUUAUGGUGAAGAAGCCCUAUUGGUUAGUGAGCUUUCUUUGUUCAGAUACAUAGAGACAGAGGAAUGGGUUGCUGAAACUCCACUCCACUGUUUAGAAUUUGAAGAUAAAGGCCCGUUAGCUGGUUGGGGUCAGGUCGUAAAUGUGAUACAGAAGCACAACAGAUUCGGUAUUGGCUAUCGUCCAUCAGCUCGCAAAGCAAGCCCUAGGAAGCAGAAGUUCAAUCCUAUUAAGUUCAGCAGUGCGGGUUUCCAAGAUGAUCACACUGUGGCAGUUGUUGGAGAAUCUAGUGGCAACAAAUAG
Molecule: messenger RNA, 2202 nt
Organism: Lathyrus oleraceus (garden pea)
Lineage: Eukaryota; Viridiplantae; Streptophyta; Magnoliopsida; Fabales; Fabaceae
Exons: 8
Coding region: 1-2202 (733 amino acids)
Source: RefSeq, a predicted model, not a curated record